GAAGCCUCUCGCCGCCAUUUUGCUUGUGGGCUGCCGCCCGCCGUUUCCUCUCCGCGGAGGCUCGAGGAUAACAAACUGGAGUCUGGCCUCCAGUGCUGGAUGAACCCGGUUGGGGUGACACUCGACGCCCACUAGGGGCUGAGGAGGCUCCAGUGCGCAGGCUCCGAGCACCGGAUAAAAGCGGAGCUGGCGAGUCCAGCGCCGUCUCGAUGGAGGAGCGAGAAACGGAAGAGGUCGGGGGGAGAAGCAGCCUGAUUAAUGCAGCCACCGUCAACGCCGCCUCCCUGCUACCGUGUUUCGGGGUAAAAAGCUGCCGUUGCCGCCGGUGCAGUUGCCGUUGCUGCCUCCUAUACUUCUCCUGGCCCCGGGGAAGGAUUUCCCUGCCGGCGGGACAAUUUACGGGGAGGGGAGCGGGAAUUCCUUAUGUGGCGGUGAUUAAACGAGGGAGGGACAGUGAGACAUUUAUCUCGAAGAAAAAAAUGGGGAAGACCAAAGAAUAAAACAAGGGUUUCCCCACUAAAAUAAUACUCCAGCUCUUGUUUUCGAGGUCUUUCCCCGAAAUGGCGGUUUCCGUCUUCCCCUUGCCCCACGGCGAUCCUGAGCGCUGGGUAAGCGGAGUGGGGCGAGGCAGAGGAGGUCUCGUCAGCCAAUCGGUGCCCGACGUGGUCUGUCGGACGCGUCGUAAUUGGCUAGCGAUGACCUCAUCCUGCAGUAGCGGGUGGGGCCAAAGCCGUAGGGGGAGACUGUUGCAAAGGCAGAGAGGGAGAAGUGACGAUGGGGAUCGUUGCUGCAGCGGCUGGUAUGGAACCCAAGCAGUGGCGAAGGGAAUCGCAAGGUUCUUCCCUAUUUUCUCCUGUCCCUGCGCGAGCAAAGGAAGCCUAACUACAAGGAUGACAAAUGUUGCUGAUAAGGAGAAAAUUGUUGGAAGAAUUGCUGCUACCACCCACCUUUGGCAAGGACCAGGACUUUCUGGACUAUUUGUCAUUCUAGAAGCCAGGAAAAUGUUCAUAGAUGUAUUCACAUGAUUAUGAUCUAAUUUACACCAGAAGGCAAAAUUUACCAUAUCCUGUAGAGACUUAAAGAACUUUAUAUGUAUUAACUUAUUUGAUCCACAGAACAACCCUAGGAAGUAGGUGCUUUAUCAUUCCCAUUUUACAGAUAAGGAAACUGAACCUUAGAGAACUUAAGUAACUUGCCCAAGGUCACAUAGCUAGGAAGAGGCAGAACCAAGAUCUGGAGGUAGAUCUUACCUCAAGGUCUACAACUCCUCACUCUUGCACCACACUGGCUUUUGUGGGAAAUGGGGAAUGAAAGUUUUUGAAGAUGCCUCCCCCGCCAAAAUAGAAGAAUAACAGGAACCAGUUUUCAUAAACAUCCAUACACCCAGGUUCAAAGCUUACCUAGGCCAGGGAUGAUCUAGAUGGCCUGGAAUAAGCCUUUUAGAGCUUGUCACUUCGUUCUAGGAAAAUGUUAUCCAGCCCCUUGUUCCUGGGCCACCCUCAGAGUGCUUUAUAGGCACUUCAGUUCCUGAGUUUAAAGCACAUUAAGGAACACAGAAAGAUAGCAAAGGAACCAAAUAAAACUAAUAAUAAAAUAAAGCUUGGCAAUUUUCAAAUCUUGUUGCAUAAUUCCCUGCUUGGGAAGAAAUGCUCAAAAAUCAACAGAAGGAAGAAAAAAAACAGGAUGUUAAAAAGCCCCUUUAUUAUGUUUUCAGAAGUUUACUGCCAGAUUAAGACUCUUUCUGCCAAAAAUAACAUGCCUCUUCCCUACAACCUACACAAUUUGAAGUUUUCUGGGAAUUUGGUGAGAUUUUGAGGGUGAAACCGUAAGUUCCCACCAAGUCCAUUUUCAAAAAGAAUGUCCCAGUGAUGAACAACACACACACUCGGAAGGAGCCCGUGGUGGGGGCAAUAGUCCUACAGCGCCUACUGUGAGUGAUUGUCACCUGAGGUGGGCACCUGACAUGGAGUCUCUUCAGUGCACCUGCAAUUAUUAUGGGUCUCCGACUGCAGGUCUCUGUCCUGAGGGCUGGGGAUGCAGGUUGACCCAAGAUCAUGAGGCUGUGGGAAGGGCCCAGGACUGGGACCCAAACAAAGCCAUGCUCAAAUGCUGCAUUCACUAUUUGCUAGUGGCAUGACCUCUCUGAGCAUCCCAUUUUCUCAUCUGUGAAAUAAGAACAAAAUAGUAUCCUGCAGGAUUGCCAUGAGAAUUAAAUGAGGUGUUGUAU
Nycticebus coucang (slow loris) is the source of this 2227-nucleotide messenger RNA. RefSeq lists its product as uncharacterized. The transcript has 3 exons. The coding region runs from base 561 to 1025 and encodes 154 amino acids. The record is from RefSeq and is a predicted model, not a curated record. NCBI's taxonomy places the organism in Eukaryota, Metazoa, Chordata, Mammalia, Primates, Lorisidae.